UAUCACCAUUCUCCUCUAUCCUCUCUUGAUGGGCUGUUCCGGAUGUAACGCCUACCUCCCUCCUCUCCUGUGAUCCUCUUAUGUACUAGAAGGCGGCUAAGAUGGAUACUGUAAACCAGUUGGUGGCAACAGGGCAGUUUGGUGUCAUCAAGCAACCCCUGGCAUUUAUAAAGAUUUUACAAUGGAUAUUUUCCAUCUUUGCCUUCUCCACGUGCGGUGGCUACUCGGGCAAGUUCGAGCUGAGCGUGGAGUGCAAGAAUCGGUCAGAGAGUGACCUGGCAUUAGAGGUGGAGUUUGCAUACCCCUUCAGGCUGCACCAGGUGUACUUUGACGCGCCCACCUGCAGGGGGGAGAAACCCGAGCGGCUCUUCCUGGAGGGAGACUACUCGGGCUCGGCCGAGUUCUUCGUCACCAUUGCGGUCUUCUCAUUCCUCUACUCCAUGGUUGCCAUCGCCGUGUACCUGUUCAUCAUGGAGAAGUACAAGGAGAACAAUAGGGGCCCUCAGGUGGAUUUUGUCGUCUCGGCAGUAUUCACCUUCAUGUGGCUGGUCUGCUCCUGUGCCUGGGCGAAGGGCCUGUCCAACGUCAAGGUGGCCACAGACCCCGAAAACGUCAAGACGCUCAUUGAAGCCUGCGACCGGGAGGAGAACCGCUGCCGUGAGGUUGCCGACCCGGUGGUGUCCGGCCUCAACACUUCAGUGGCAUUUGGCUUCAUCAAUCUGAUCCUGUGGGGAGGGAACCUGUGGUUCAUCUUCAAGGAGACGGGUUGGAUGGGUGCCUUCGCUGGCACCUAUGUGCCCUCGGGCGAGAAGCCCCCCGCGCCCGACGCCUUCGGCCAGCAGCAGGGCUACGGGGAAGGCUACGGCCAGCAGGACCAAUACGCUGGCUCCCAGGGCGGGUAUCAGCCCGAAUACGGCCAGGAAGGCGGUUACAGCGAGGGGGGCUACAACCAGGGCGGCUAUGAACAGGAGCCUACUUCCUUCUCCAAUCAGAUGUGAGCCUGGAGGACGAUUGACGGCUCUGUUGAGGGGGUGGAGUUAUAAUUACAGCAUGUGGGACCUGCCAGCUACCCACAAAUCCUCACUCCUCCAUCUGUCUGUUUGUUUAUAUGUAAGCUGACCAAUGAAUGAGGGAGGGAAAGGGGGACAGGGGAUCUGACAUUCCUUUUAUAAAAGGUGUAGCCUGAUGGAAUUGGAAAGAGUCCUUGUUUUGAUGCGAUGUAGAGCUAUUCCAGUUUGCAUCUGAGUUUGAGUGGAUGUGCCACUUAUUAAGGCUGAUUCACCCAACCUCUCACCGAGUCAGUUGCUAUCUAGCAUAAUAUUCAACCACAGGAACAAGCUAGCGCUUAUAUAAGCUGACAAAGAAGAAACUUGAAUACUCUACCAAACAUGGAUAGAUCUAUAUCUAAAAAGGGGAUAAUUUAAUUGAAGGAUGAGAGCUAUAGUAAUCUUGGGAGAGUGUAUUUGUGCUGUGUAAAUAUCAAUAUUAUAAAUACUGAUUUAAAUUCAACUGAUGUGUAUUGACAGUUGAAUAGUUUUGUACUCAAUAUAAGCUCUUAAGCAAACUAUGUUGAGGUCAGAAAUAUUCAACACAAGUUGUAUUUGUAGCAGCCUGUAGUUCAGUCCACCUUUCAUUUUUCAAAAAUAACUUUUUUGUUUGUUUUUAAUUUAUUUAUUUAUUUGUUUGUUUUAUUUGUUUGUUUGUUUGUUUGUGUAUUGAUUUUGUUUUCAUGCUAUCAUUUUGCAAACAUCUGGUGUGUUCAUUUUAGAGGAAGCAACUUUUUCAUUCUUCUUUUUUUAUUGUUGUGACUGUUUGUUGGGAUGAGCCAUUGUAGAUGAAACAAGAGUUAAAGAGCAAAAAGGAAGUGUUAUAGAGAAAUAGCUAAAAUAAGAUCUGAGAAGAGAAGAGAAGAGAGGAGAAGAACAUGAGGUAGAGGAGAAUGAUACAGUGAGGUAUGCAGAACAGGCACUGGUGGAUUAUCUGAGCUGCAGCUGAAACGUACAGCAUUGACUUACAGGGUUUACUGUCUGUGAUGAAUGAAUCUUGUCUUAUUUAUAUUAUAAGUGGCAUCUGUAUCAUCUAGAACCAUUGUGUCGUCUUUUAUAUUUGAUUCCUGAACUAUUAUUGUUCUGCAGACAACUGUACACAGAAUGACUGAACACCUCCACAGAAGCUGAAAUGUAACAGGCACACAAACUGGAGAACAUCAGCAAAAGUAACUAGCAUGGUCUUAUGUAUGGUAUGCUUUAACAACCUGCUAUGCUCUUGCCAUUGAUGGUCUAUAAGAGAACUUGUCAUUUUCAGACAAGGCAGAUACGAAAUCCUUUAGUAUUUUUAUGGCUUACAAACUUUUUAUUCUUGUUACAGUAUAUUGGGGGUGUCUUUUUGCUCUCUAGAUGUCGACUGUGCCAGGCCAGUCUCUACUCCUUAAGCGUGGACUGCAUGUGUUUACCUCCUCUCUGUCAUAUAACUCAAAGGAGUCACAGCAUGUCAAUAGAACCAGCAAAAAAAAAAAAAACCAGCUUCACAGAGACAGCCUGACAACACUAACUAGUUGCAUUAUACGAUCCCUUUAUGCAAUGAAUGUAGAGUGAAACUGCAGUGUAUUGGGCCCACAGACAUGCUGACAACACUGGCUGUCGCUUCCAUGUCAUGUGCCUCAGGCACAUUGAACAGUGCUGCGCUCAAUAAACUCACCCUAUUGAUUGUCACAGUAUCAUAGUAAUCGCUCAUCACAGACCUUCAUGUCUGUCUCUACCUCCCCUCUGCAGUUAUUACUCAGUAUUUGUACUUUCACAGACAUGCAUGUUUCUGAGAAGGGUCUGGCAUGAAAGGAGAGGAACAGAGGGUGUUGUCCCUGCAAGCAAACUCAUUUUGCAUCUACUGUGGUUAUUGGAUGUACACAACAUCAGCUUAGUAACAAACGGAAGGGUUGUCAGGGCAACCAAUGCAGAUCCUCCCAUCACACAGCAUUGCACAGAACAUCAGGGCAUCAACAAACGGAAGGGUUUCCGUGGCAACUGGACUUUUACAGAACAAUCAAUGCCUUUUGAUCUGGCCACUCAUCUUCUCUCUUCAAACUUUCACACUACCAUUCAAGACAUACAGAAAUACUCUAUAUAAUCUGCUACAACAAUGCAGACAACCACACAUACAUGCUCAACACACAUACGCACCCACACACAAACACGUGCACUCACAUACACACAACUCUACAUAUUCUCUCUUCUCAUUCUCUCUGUGUAAGUCUUUACAAAUAUGGUAAAUAAAAAUAAAAAAAACACUUAAUUCUUAGUGGAUGACGUUUCGUGAUACUCUCAACAGGUUCAGGUAGUGUUGUGUUAUUGUAUAUGAAGUAUUCUUAUUAGUUUUAUUGAUAAUUAUCUUCAUCCAGAGGGAAGAUUAUCCAAGAUUCUGCAGAAACUGUGUACUUACCUGAUGGAAUCCAUGUGAAACAAAAUCAAAUAAACUUUACAUUAUUACAUUGAA
Molecule: messenger RNA, 3489 nt
Organism: Alosa alosa (allis shad)
Lineage: Eukaryota; Metazoa; Chordata; Actinopteri; Clupeiformes; Clupeidae
Gene: sypb
Product: synaptophysin b
Exons: 7
Coding region: 102-998 (298 amino acids)
Cellular component (GO): presynaptic active zone; synaptic vesicle membrane; synaptic vesicle
Source: RefSeq, a predicted model, not a curated record